Messenger RNA from Chenopodium quinoa (quinoa), 1737 nucleotides. RefSeq names its product abrin-b-like. The transcript has a single exon. Gene Ontology annotation, biological process: negative regulation of translation. The record is from RefSeq and is a predicted model, not a curated record. Gene Ontology annotation, molecular function: rRNA N-glycosylase activity. Lineage: Eukaryota; Viridiplantae; Streptophyta; Magnoliopsida; Caryophyllales; Amaranthaceae. Bases 1 to 1737 code for a protein of 578 amino acids.
AUGGGCUUGCUGGUUAGCCUUACUGGUUUGCAUCUAAGCAUGAUGGAUGUGAACAAGAUCAAGUUAAUAGUUUCCUAUAUGAGGUUUAUAAGAGAUGUUUACAAUGAAUUAACCAAAAAUGCGGAUACGAGUGGAGAAAUACCAAUAUUGCCGCGUCCUCUGCAACCCACUAAUCCCCAGCAGUAUUUUCUUGUCGAGCUAUCGAAUGGGGGAAUCAACGUUACACUAGGAAUCGACAUCAGUUACGCGAAUGUCUUGGGAAUUCAAAUCGGUGAUGAAGCUUACUUUUUCUACGAGGUGAGUUCAGAUAUAUAUGAGACUGUGUUUCCAGACAACCGGGCAGUGCAACUUCCAUUUAACAUCAACUACGAGUCGUUGGAAAACGCUGCUAGAGUUGUCGACAGAAGAGAAAUCCCUCUAGGAAUUGGCGAACUAGACUGUCAAAUUAAUGAGAUGGAUAUUGGAUAUAAUAGCCCAUAUAGAAACAAGAAAAUUGCUAGAGCCCUUUUAGUUAUGAUACAGAUGAUCUUUGAAGCAGUUAGAUUCAGAAACAUCGAGCAAAGGGUGAUCGAAAGUAUACUUGGUGUAUCGCAGUAUGAUAAGUUCUAUCCAGAUGGUUUAAUGAUUGAAUAUGAAAACAACUGGGGUAAUCUCUCCGCUCGUGUCCAAUCUGCAGUACACGGAAUUAUUUCACCGGCUUUUCAGCUGAACAUUGAUGGUCAAGUUCAGACCAUCUUGACCAUCGACAAUGUGAGACAGGUAGUUUUCUUUCUUGCAAUAAUGCCACUUAUCUGCGUACCAAACCGGGUAGUACCAGAGAAUUCAAUCAAUGAUGGCUUUGCUUCUUCGUUAAUGUCAGUAGUAUCACCCAUAAGCAGAUCGAGACUCACUUUGCAGCAGAAGGAAAUAAGAGGUUACGAUAAAUAUCAUGGUUAUGAUAAGUGCGACCAAGAUUUAGAGCCCAAGGUGCACAUCACUGGAUUUGAUGGCCUUUGUGUUUCAGUGGAAAAUGGAUAUUAUAAUGAUGGAAACGGUGUAGUUUUAAGUGUCUGCAGAAACAGGCAAGAACACCAACUUUGGAGCUUGAGAAGUUCGGAUCAAACGAUUCAUUCUGAAGGAAAGUGCUUGACAAUAAAUUAUGAAUAUAGCCAAGAAAACAAUGUAAUGAUAUAUGAUUGCAACGCUACUGUCCCUAGGGCCACCAAAUGGCAAAUUCAGAGCAGUAUUGGAAAGAUUAAAACUCAAAAAUCCGGGCUUUCCUUGACUGCAGAAAAAGAUGCUGCUGGUGUGUAUAAUGUUGUAGUCGAUCCCUACCAACAUGUACCAAGACAAGUUUGGUUUCCCACCAACAAUACGGAACCACCAGUGACUAAGAUUGUUGGUUACGACUUACUCUGUUUGACACUAGAUGGUGUUCAUCAUGUGCAAAUGGCCAAUUGUGAUGAUAACAUUAAAGACAAAAGAUGGGCAGUAUACCCGGAUGGUACUAUCAGGCCGGAACAGCACCAGGGCCGGUGUCUCCAGUACAAACAUGGCCAAAAUGAGAUCAUUCAGGGAGCAUGCAGUGGAUACUCUGAUGAGCGCUGGAUCUUUCGGGCCGAUGGUACCAUUUUACAUGAGGCCACUGAUAUGGUGAUGGAUGUAAUAGAGACUCCUGCUCUUUAUCAAGUUACCGUCAAUGAUUAUAAUGGAAAUCGCUUCUCCCAAAUUUGGUUCAUGACACAGACCCUCUGCUAG